This is a messenger RNA of Penicillium oxalicum, 1641 nucleotides long. RefSeq names its product proline permease PrnB. The record is from RefSeq and is a predicted model, not a curated record. The coding region runs from base 1 to 1641 and encodes 546 amino acids. The transcript has 2 exons. NCBI's taxonomy places the organism in Eukaryota, Fungi, Ascomycota, Eurotiomycetes, Eurotiales, Aspergillaceae. Gene Ontology annotation, biological process: amino acid transmembrane transport. Gene Ontology annotation, cellular component: membrane. Gene Ontology annotation, molecular function: amino acid transmembrane transporter activity.
AUGACAUCUGUCGAACGUGUGGCUCCAAAGGCCAGCCACGGCGACGGCCACGCGGACAUGACAGAGAAAGGGCGUGCCCUGCGCACGUUAGUCGAGGCCGACUUUCUCGAUGAUCGCUAUGAGACGACACAACGUGGUUUGAAAAACCGCCAUGUUCAGCUCAUGGCUCUCGGCGGAACGAUUGGAACAGGUCUUUUCGUCGGAUCCGGACAAUCGCUUGCAACGGGAGGGCCCGCUUCCCUGUUGAUGGGAUACCUCUUCAUCUCGGCCAUGGUAUACGGCUUGGUCACCGCCAUUGCGGAAGUGGGUGCAUAUCUGCCUGUCCACGGUGGUACAAUGAGUUAUCACGGCUUUCGAUAUGUUUCUCGCAGUAUGGGUUUUGCCAUGGGCUACCUCUAUUGGUAUUCCUUGGGUAUUCUGGUUCCGUACGAGAUCACAGCGGCAGGACUGGUCAUCGGAUACUGGGACACGAAUGCAACCGUCAGCAUUGCCGUCUGGAUCACCAUCAUGAUGGUUGUCAUUGUCGCUCUCAACUUCCUGCCCGUUCGCUUCUAUGGUGAAUCUGAGUUCUGGUUCUCCGGCAUCAAGAUCAUCACUUUGAUUGGUCUGUUGAUGGUCUCAUUCAUUUUGUUCUGGGGAGGCGGUCCAAGCCAUCAGCGUCUGGGAUUCCACUACUGGAAGAAUCCGGGCUCCUUCAACACAUACUUGGUGGAUGGAGAUGUGGGUCGAUUUGUCGGAUUGCUCAAGUGCACGGUCUCCAGUGCCAUUGCAUUCAUCUUUGCUCCCGAACUGAUCAUUAUCAGUGGUGGAGAGAUGGAGUCACCCCGUCGCAAUGUGCCUCGUGCUGCUCGCCGCUACAUCUACCGUCUGGUCUUCUUCUACAUCUUCGCCGUUCUGGCGAUCGGUGUGAUCUGCCCGUACAACGAUCCUCGCUUGACGGUCGGCAACGGGACAGUCAAAUCGUCUCCCUUCGUGGUGGGCAUUCAGAACGCCGGCAUCCCCGUCCUGGAUCAUAUCGUCAACGCAGCAGUCUUGACUUCAGCAUGGUCCGCAGGAAACUCCUUCCUCUACAUGUCUUCUCGGUCCCUGUACUCUCUGGCCGUAUCAGGUAAUGCCCCCAGCAUUUUCAAGGCCUGUAAUCGCUGGGGUGUGCCGUACUAUGCGGUCGGCGCCUCGGCUCUUUUCUCGUGUCUGGCCUACCUGUCAGUAGGUACCUCCAGUUCCGUGGUCUUUAACUGGUUGGUCAAUUUUACCAACACUUCCGGAUUCAUCUCCUGGAUCUGCUGCUGCAUCGUGUUCUUUCGCUUCCGCAAGGCCGUUGCCGCGCAGGGAAUCGAGCAGCCCUACAAGUCGCGCCUGCAACCCUAUGGCGCUUACUUUGGUCUUGGCGGUGCUAUUCUGAUGCUUUUAAUCAACGGCUUCACCGUCUUCUUUCCCUCCGAGUGGUCAGUCAGCAACUUUUUUACCGCGUACAUCGGCAUCCCCGCGUUCCUGGUGCUGUACGCUGGCCAUCGCUUGGUCUACUGGCGUGACCCGUGGGCCUGGCGCCCCGAGGAAGUCGACAUGCAUACGGGAUUACAGGAGAUCAUCGAGGCAGAACAACCGGAGAGACCUCGUGGUCCUUGGUGGAAAUUUUGGUAA